Messenger RNA from Populus euphratica (Euphrates poplar), 3568 nucleotides. RefSeq names its product cellulose synthase-like protein D1. The record is from RefSeq and is a predicted model, not a curated record. Gene Ontology annotation, biological process: cellulose biosynthetic process. Bases 1 to 3099 code for a protein of 1032 amino acids. Gene Ontology annotation, molecular function: cellulose synthase (UDP-forming) activity. The transcript has 7 exons. Gene Ontology annotation, cellular component: membrane. NCBI's taxonomy places the organism in Eukaryota, Viridiplantae, Streptophyta, Magnoliopsida, Malpighiales, Salicaceae.
AUGGCAACCUCAACAAAACCUAAAGCAAAGAAUUUGUCAUCACAAGCAUCAACCGCUGGCCGUCCUCAACAGGCUGUGAAAUUUGCACGCCGGACAUCUAGUGGACGCAUUGCCAGCUUUUCACAUGAUGAGGAUUUGGACUUGUCUGGUGAAUUUUCAGGGCAGAAUGACUACAUCAAUUACACUGUUGUCAUGCCCCCCACCCCUGAUAACCAGCCUGCAUGGCCAUCCUCAGAAAAUAAAUCCGAUGGGCCUACGAGCCGUUUUGGAGAGCAAGAAGAUAAUUAUGGAAGCCGCGGUGGCAAUGGCCACAGCAAUGACAACUCAAAAACGGAACGAGGAAUGUCUAUAAUGAAAUCAAAUAAUAGAUCAAUAUUGUCAAGGAGCCAAACAGGAGAUUUUGAUCACAACAGGUGGUUGUUUGAGACAAAAGGAACCUACGGUGUUGGAAAUGCGUAUUGGUCAGACCAAGACAAGUAUGGUCAGGAUUCAGAGCUGAGUAUGUCGGAUUUUUUGGACAAGCCUUGGAAACCACUCUCUAGGAAGAUUAGGAUUCCAGCAGCUAUUCUCAGCCCUUACAGGAUACUUGUGGUGAUCCGUUUGGUACUUCUAUGUUUCUUCCUUGGGUGGAGAGUCCAGAACCCCAAUCGUGAUGCCAUGUGGCUGUGGGGGCUGUCUAUCGUUUGUGAGAUUUGGUUUGCUUUCUCAUGGCUACUAGACAUUUUUCCUAAGUACAACCCCAUCAACCGAUCCACUGACCUUGCUGCUCUGCGCGACAAGUUUGAGCAGCCCUCCCCUGCAAACCCUCAUGGCCGGUCAGACCUUCCAGGAGUUGAUAUUUUUGUCUCCACUGCUGAUCCUGAGAAGGAACCUCCACUUGUCACUGCCAACACAAUUUUAUCGAUUCUUGCAGCUGACUACCCUGUUGAGAAGCUCUCCUGCUACAUUUCUGAUGAUGGUGGUGCCAUACUCACCUUCGAGGCUAUGGCUGAGGCUGUUAAAUUCGCAGAGGUUUGGGUACCAUUUUGUCGAAAACACGACAUUGAUCUGAGGAAUCCGGAUAGUUACUUCAACCAAAAAACUGACCACACCAAAAACAAGAAACGGCCUGAUUUUGUCAAGGACCGCAGAUGGAUGAAGAGAGAGUAUGACGAGUUCAAGGUCAGGAUUAAUGGUCUGCCAGAGGCAAUACGAAGGAGAAGCAAAUCAUUUAACUCUAAGGAGCUGAAGAAGGCAAAAAGUCUCGCCAGGGAGAAGAAUGGUGGUGUGUUGCCAUCAGAGGGGGUUGGUGACGUCCCUAAAGCUACAUGGAUGGCCGAUGGUACCCAGUGGCCUGGCACAUGGCUAGAUCAAACAGCGGAUCACAAAAAGGGGGACCAUGCUGGUAUCUUGCAGGUAAUGACCAAGGUCCCAGAAAAUGAGAAGGUGAUGGGUCAGCCAGAUGAGAAAAAAUUAGAUUUCACUGGAGUUGACAUCAGGAUACCAAUGUUCGCAUAUGUAUCGCGUGAAAAGAGGCCUGGCUUUGACCACAAUAAGAAGGCUGGAGCCAUGAAUGCAUUGGUUAGAGCUUCAGCUAUAUUGUCCAAUGGACCGUUCAUACUCAACUUGGAUUGUGAUCAUUACUUCUAUAAUUGUCAAGCUAUAAGGGAGGGAAUGUGCUUUAUGAUGGACCGUGGUGGUGACCGCAUAUGCUACAUUCAGUUUCCGCAAAGAUUUGAAGGGAUCGACCCCUCCGAUCGAUAUGCAAAUCACAACACUGUCUUCUUUGAUGGAAGUAUGCGAGCACUGGAUGGUCUUCAAGGUCCGGUGUAUGUAGGAACAGGGUGCAUGUUUCGUAGAUAUGCACUGUAUGGGUUCCUCCCACCAAGGGCAAACGAGUACUUGGGCAUGUUCGGCAGUGCGAAAAGAAGGGCUCCGGGUCAAUUAGAAGAUGAUUCAGAGGCUCAGCCCCUUACAUCGCACCCUGACUUAGACCUGCCAAAGAAGUUUGGGAAUUCAGCAAUGUUCAAUGAGUCCAUAGCUGUUGCUGAAUUCCAAGGACGGCCGCUUGCUGAUCACAAAUCGGUGAAGAAUGGCAGGCCUCCUGGUGCACUUCUCCUGCCACGUCCUCCUCUAGAUGCACCCACAGUUGCUGAAGCAAUUGCUGUAAUCUCUUGCUGGUGUGAGGACAAGACUGACUGGGGGGAUAAGAUAGGUUGGAUUUAUGGCUCAGUCACAGAAGAUGUGGUGACUGGUUAUCGGAUGCACAACCGUGGGUGGCGAUCUGUGUACUGCGUAACAAAGAGAGAUGCCUUCCGGGGCACAGCACCAAUCAACCUCACUGACCGCCUUCACCAGGUGCUACGAUGGGCUACCGGUUCAGUUGAAAUCUUUUUCUCCAAAAACAAUGCCUUCUUCGGAAGCCGGCGACUGAAAUUCUUACAGCGAAUUGCAUACCUCAAUGUUGGCAUUUACCCCUUCACCUCCUUCUUCUUAGUCACUUACUGCUUCCUCCCUGCGCUUUCCCUUUUCACAGGAACCUUCAUUGUUCAAAGCCUGGAUAUAAGUUUCCUCAUUUACCUCUUAACCAUCACUGUAACACUGACUCUCAUCUCCCUUCUUGAAAUAAGAUGGUCCGGUAUUGGGCUCGAGGACUGGUGGCGUAAUGAGCAGUUUUGGGCCAUUGGCGGAACUAGUGCUCACCUUAUUGCUGUGAUCCAAGGCCUUCUAAAAGUCGUAGCUGGUAUUGAGAUUUCUUUCACGUUAACCUCGAAAUCUGCAGGCGAGGAUGAAGAUGAUAUUUAUGCUGAUCUUUAUAUCGUCAAGUGGACAGGUCUCUUCUUUAUGCCACUUACCAUCAUCGUAGUCAACCUUGUUGCCAUUGUUAUCGGGUGCUCGAGGACACUAUACAGCGAGAUACCAGAAUGGGGUAAGUUGAUGGGAGGACUCUUUUUCAGCUUCUGGGUGCUGUCUCACAUGUAUCCAUUUGUGAAAGGCCUGUUGGGAAGGAGGGGAAGAGUACCGACAAUUGUUUAUGUCUGGUCAGGCCUGAUUUCCAUUACUGUGUCUUUGCUUUGGAUUUCAAUCACUAGUGAAAAUCGUGGAAAACUUGAUGUAUAAUGAUGACCGGUAACAAGAAACCGAGGUCGAAACACUUUCCUUAUCUUUUUUCCAUGGUGUAAUUUCCUUAGAUGCAUUUCAUUAGGCAAAGAAAGUAAUGUAGCCAACAUUGGCAUCAGAAAAUUAGCUAUACCUGUCCCUUAAUUCCUGACUACUCUCUCGGAAACAUAUUAGGAUAUUAUAAAGUUCAGUAUCAUUUGUACUUGAAUCACUAUCUUGAACACGGUGCAGAAAACUUAAAUUCAUGUCAAUUCACUAUUCACAGGUCUUCAUCUAACGAAUAUAUUGGGGGAUUUUUUUUUUUUAAUAUUUUUUGCUGCAACUGGUUUGUGAUUUGCUGUGGAUUGAGAUGACAAUUCUAUACUGGAGUUGUAGUGGCUAAUAAAUUCAGUCGCUUUAUUGGCUCCCCCUUUAUUUUGCUUUCCUGAACCCCUUUGUCAUCUGUCGUUCUCUGCUGUCAAAACUCCAU